Messenger RNA from Fragaria vesca subsp. vesca, 1802 nucleotides. RefSeq names its product abscisic acid 8'-hydroxylase 4-like. Gene Ontology annotation, biological process: sterol metabolic process. Lineage: Eukaryota; Viridiplantae; Streptophyta; Magnoliopsida; Rosales; Rosaceae. The record is from RefSeq and is a predicted model, not a curated record. The transcript has 9 exons. Gene Ontology annotation, molecular function: iron ion binding; (+)-abscisic acid 8'-hydroxylase activity; heme binding. Bases 1 to 1455 code for a protein of 484 amino acids.
AUGGAGAAAAUUGCUUCUACUUUGAUAUACAUAUUUAUCUCUCUCUCAGCUCUGUUCUUAUAUCACUGCAUAAAGAAACAAAAGAGAACAUUUCUGCAUAAGGCUAAGCUUCCCCCAGGCUCAAUGGGGUGGCCUUGCAUAGGAGAGACCCUGCAAAUGUACUCUAUGGACCCAAACAUAUUCUUUUCCACAAAGCAGAAGAGGUAUGGAGACAUAUUCAAAACCCACAUACUUGGCUGUCCUUGUGUCAUGUUGGCAAGCCCUGAGGCCACAAAGUUUGUGCUGGUUACUCAUGCUCACCUAUUCAAGCCCACAUACCCGAAAAGCAAGGAGAAGCUGAUCGGCCCUUCUGCUUUGUUCUUUCACCAGGGAGAUUACCACAGUAGUCUUAGGAAGCUCAUUCAGAGCUCUCUGUCUCCAAACCCCAACACUAUGCAGAAACUGGUUCCUGACAUUGAAGCUUUAGCCAUUUCUGCCUUGGAAUCAUGGGCUGCAGCCGGAACUGUCAUCAACACCUAUCAUGAAAUGAAGAAGUUUGUGUUUGAUGUCGGCUUUCUUGCCAUUUUUGGCCGAUUGGAUGAUACUUACAGAGAGAAGCUCAAGCAGAACUACCACAUGGUAGACAAGGGUUACAAUUGUUUUCCAACAAACAUGCCAGGCACUGCAUAUCACAAAGCUCUCUUGGCGAGGAAAAGGCUUAGUCAGAUUCUGAGACAGAUAAUUUCUGAGAGGAAGGAAAAGAAAGUACUGCAGAAAGAUCUCUUGGGUGAUUUGCUGAACUUUCAAAAUGAAAAGGGGCAAAACUUAAGCGAGGAUCAAAUUUCCGAUAACAUCAUUGGAGUGCUGUUUGCAGCCCAAGACACUACAGCUAGUGUUCUAACAUGGAUUCUGAAGUACCUCCAUGAUAACCAAAACAUUCUUGAAGCUGUGAAGGCUGAGCAGAAGGCAAUAUGUGAUGCAAAUGAUGGGUGUAAGAGAUCAUUGACAUGGGCACAAAUCAGAAAUAUGCCGCUUACACAUAGAGUUAUAUUAGAGAGUUUGAGGAUGGCCAGCAUCAUAUCUUUCGCAUUUAGGGAAGCUGUGGUUGAUGUUAAAUACAAAGGAUAUCUCAUACCAAAGGGUUGGAAGGUCAUGCCAUUGUUUAGGAACAUACAUCAUAAUCCUGAGUUCUUCUCUGCUCCUCAAAAUUUUGAUCCAUCUAGGUUUGAGGUUGCUCCAAAGGCUUAUACUUUCAUACCAUUUGGCAAAGGAGUACAUGCUUGUCCUGGAAAUGAGCUUGCCAAACUGGAGAUGUUCAUUUUGAUCCACCAUCUCGUGACUAGUUUCCGAUGGGAAGUAGUGGGAUCACAAAGUGGGAUUCAAUAUGGCCCAUUUCCAGUUCCUCAGCAUGGACUACCAGCCAGAUUUCUGAAAGAACAAGUGAAUCCCAAACAAGAUUUCCCGACCACUAGUUAAAUAUGCCUUCCCCACCUAAUUCAUUUCACCUCCCCAUAUGCUAAAAGUAUUCAAUCUUCAACCCUAUUGUUUUUGAGAUGGGUUUUUCGUUCUCUCUAGAAUUAUCCCUUCUACAUAGAGAUCUAGCCCUUGUAAUUUUCAAGGAGUAAUUUUAGGAUUAUCCAAAUCAAUGAUUGAGGGGGGUUAAAGUUUUCAUAUCACUCUAUUGUAAGCUUAGCGAUAUUAUUCUUCCAUCACUGCUCAUUGAUGUACUCCACUACAAUAAGCAGGACUUAUCAUUCACCAUCAUCCAUAAUUCCAUAUUACCAUAAACGAAAAGGUUUGUUAAUAAGCACAAGCGCUAUUUC